AUGCCGUCAGCUUGUCCAACACUGUCAUUACGCCCGCGGCAAACAGCCGUGGUGGCCCAGGGACCAGGGAAGCUCGCAAUCCAGCACGAUGCACCCAUGCCCGCCCUCGGUCCAGACAUGGUAAUCGUAAAGACCGCCGCAGUGGCCAUCAACCCGGCCGACGCGAAGAUGCUCGACUACAGCGCAGCGGUUGGCGCCAUCCACGGGUACGACUUCGCCGGCACCGUCGUCGCCCUAGGCGCCGACGCCCUUGCAGCGGGCCACUUGGCCGUCGGCGAUAGGGUAGCGGGCCUGGUCCACGGCAUGAACAAGCUCAAACCAGACGUGGGCGCCUUUGCCGAGUACGUGGGCGCGUAUGCGGAUCUGCUGCUGAAGAUCCCCGACGAUGUGAGUUUCGAAAAUGCCGCGUCCUUGGGGACUGGCGUUGCCACUGCUGCGUUGGGCCUGUUCCAUGAAUUACGCGUGCCGGCGUCUCUGGAGCAGCUCUCCACGCGCGUGGACAAGCCCGCCGCAGUGGGAGAGGGAGAGGGAGGAGGGGAGUUUGUCCUAGUUGCAGGCGGCAGCACCGCAACCGGCACGCGUGCUCUCCAACUGCUUAAGCUAGCCGGCCUCCGCCCCAUUGCCACCUGCUCGCCCUCCAACUUCGAGCUGGCCCGCCGCUUCGGCGCCGAAAAGGUCUUCGACUACCGCAGCCCAACCUGCGCGGAGGAGAUCCGCGCAUACACGCGCAACGAGCUGGCCUACGCUCUCGACUGCGUCACCCAGGCCGACACCACGCAGCUCUGCUACGCGGCCAUCGGCCGUGUGGGCGGCCGCUAUGUCUCGCUCGAGCCUUUCCGGGAGACCAUCUCGCAGACUCGCCCGUUGACGAUUCAGCCGUCGUGGGUUAUGGUGCUGACGAUCUUCGGUCAUAAGGUUGCAUUGGACGGGGAGUAUGGGCGUGAGGCGCGGCCGGAGGACCGGGCGUUUGGGGCAAGGGCUUUUGCGGCGGUUCAGGCGCUGCUGGAUCGGGGGCUGAUUGAUGCUCAUCCGGUCAAGGUGCAGGAUGGUGGUUGGGAGGGGGUUAUUCGAGGGGUGGACCUUAUUCGCAGUCAGGCAAUGUCUGGUCAGAAGCUUGUGUAUUCUGUAGAGUCUUAG
Molecule: messenger RNA, 1137 nt
Organism: Aspergillus viridinutans
Lineage: Eukaryota; Fungi; Ascomycota; Eurotiomycetes; Eurotiales; Aspergillaceae
Product: zinc-binding alcohol dehydrogenase family protein
Exons: 2
Coding region: 1-1137 (378 amino acids)
Molecular function (GO): oxidoreductase activity, acting on NAD(P)H
Source: RefSeq, a predicted model, not a curated record